GGCUGGUUUCCUGUCUGGAAGGGAAGGGGCCCGCAGAGGGGAGCGGGGGCAGCAGCAGACAGGCACACCCCUGCCUUUCUCCCUCCCUCUUCUCCCUUCUGCUGGAAAAGCGAGGUAAUUGUGAGCCUAGGGUGGGUCGGGCUGGACGGGGCUCCCAAGUUGGAAGAGGUGGCCCUGGGGGUUGGGCCACAUUUACCCCUUUGUCCCACUCCCUGGGCUCACUCACCCAAGUCCUCACCUCCAUUCCUCUUCUUCCUCAAACUUAUCCAGAAACCCUCUCAGAAAGUUUUAACGUCCUGACAAACUCCAGGGCUCUGUAGAAACUACACGAGGCGUCCCCUCCCUGCCCCCUUCCAGCUGUGCCUGCCCCUCAGGCCCUCCUGGCACACAGAUUCUCUGUCCACCCCGCCAGGGAUGUGGGCGGGAGCUGGGGAGGGGCCAGAGUCGAAAUGAAAGGGCCUUUUUCUUCCCCAGCUGGGAGAACAGCUGCCACCAAAGCAAGACUGGACACUCUGUGCCCAGAGUCCCCUCUGCAGCUGGCCUCCCCUCCUGGGACCCCACUUAUCCUCACUUCACUUUCUUUUCCUCUCAUGCCUGGCUCCCACCAGGGCCCUGGAACAGCAGUAGGCAAGGAAAGUUUGUCACAGCAGCCAGAGGGGUCUAACAGGAGUGCAGAGGGACAGAGGCAGCCUCUGCCCUCUGUCCAGGAACUGCCCACCUCUUUCAAGACCAGGGGAGCAGUAGGAGGAAUUGUGGGGCAACGUGGUGCCUACCCACCCCCUCCCUCUGGAGGGGUUGACAAGGGAAGGGGCACUAGGGGGCACAGAAAUGCAGGACAGAUUGCACAUCCUGGAGGACCUGAAUAUGCUCUACAUUCGGCAGAUGGCGCUCAGCCUGGAGGACACAGAGUUGCAGAGAAAGCUAGACCAUGAGAUCCGGAUGAGGGAAGGGGCCUGCAAGCUGCUGGCAGCCUGUUCCCAGCGCGAGCAGACUCUGGAGGCCACCAAGAGCCUGCUGGUGUGCAACAGCCGCAUCCUCAGCUAUAUGGGCGAGCUGCAGCGGCGCAAGGAGGCGCAGGUGCUGGGGAAGACAGGCCGGCGGCCUUCUGACAGCGGGCUGCUUGCUGAGCGCUCCCCCUGCCGAGGCCGGGUCUGCAUCUCUGACGUCCGGAUUCCACUCAUGUGGAAGGACACAGAAUAUUUCAAGAACAAAGGCGACCUGCACCGCUGGGCUGUGUUCCUGCUGCUGCAGCUAGGGGAAGACAUUCAGGACACAGAAAUGAUCCUGGUGGACAGGACCCUCACAGACAUCUCCUUUCAGAACAGCCUGCUCUUCACCGAGGCAGGGCCAGACUUUGAACUGCGGCUGGAGCUGUAUGGGGCCUGCAUGGAAGAGGAGGGGGCUCUGGCUGGUGCCCCCAAGAGGCUUGCCACCAAACUCAGCAGCUCCCUGGGCCGUUCCUCCGGGAGGCGUGUCAGGGCAUCUCUGGAGAGUGCUGGGGGUUCAGGGAGCAGUACCAUCCUACUCCCCACCCCGGCUGUGGGUGGUCCUCGGUACCACCUCUUGGCUCACACCACGCUCACCCUGGCAGCAGUGCAAGAUGGGUUCCGCACACAUGACCUCACCCUUGCCAGCCAUGAGGAGAACCCUGCCUGGCUGCCCCUUUACGGUAGUGUGUGUUGCCGCCUUGUGGCUCAGCCUCUCUGCAUGACUCAGCCUACUGCAAGUGGUUCCCUCAGGGUGCAGCAAGCUGGGGAGCGGCAGGACUGGACACGAGUGCACGGAGUCCUGAAAGGCACAAAUCUCUUCUGUUACCGGCAACCUGAAGAUGCAGAUACUGGGGAAGAGCCGCUGUUUACUAUUGCGAUCAACAAGGAGACGCGAGUCCAGGCAGGGGAGCUGGACCAGGCCACAGGCCGGCCCUUCACUCUGAGCAUCACUAACCAGUAUGGGGAGGACAAGGUGACACAUAACCUUCAGACAGAGAGUCGAGGAGCCCUGCAGAGCUGGAUGGAGGCUCUGUGGCAGCUUUUCUUUGACAUGAGCCAGUGGAAGCAGUGCUGUGACGAAAUCAUGAAGAUUGAAACCCCAGCUCCCCGGAAACCACCCCAAGUUUUGGCCAAGCAGAGGUCCUUGUACCAUGAGAUGGCUAUUGAGCCUCUGGAUGACAUCGCAGCAGUGACAGACAUCCUGGCCCAGCGGGAGGGCGUGAGGCUGGAGACGCCCCCACCCUGGCUAGCCAUGUUUACAGACCAGCCUGCCCUGCCUAGCCCCUGCUCACCUGCCUCAGUAGCCCCAGCCCGGACUCAUCCCCUGCCCUGGGGGCGUCCCCGAACAUUCUCCCUGGAUGCUGUCCCCCCAGACCACUCCCCUGAGGCUUCCCGCUUGGUUGCCCCUCUCCCCCCGCAUCGAUCCCCACGGUCCAGAGGCCUCUGCAGCAAAGGCUCUCCCCGCACUUGGCUUCAGUCACCAGUGUGAGAGAAAGGUGCUGGCAACAGGAUCUGGCCAGAAGAAGAGAUGACCUGUGUGUGGCUGGGCUCUGGAUACAGUGCUAUCUGUAGCAGGUUGGCCAGCUUGGCCUCCCCUUCCUCAGCUGGACUGGGGGUAGGUUGGGGAUGGGGAGCAGAAGCCCCUCUUAAGCUGUGGUUACCAUGGUGCUGAGGGACUCAUUCCCGGGGCUGGCUGGGACCCCCUAAACCCUUCCUGGGAGAAAACUGGAACCAACCCUGCCCUACCUCCUGCACUAACCAGCUUUGAGGAUGGCACUGGAGAGCACUGGGAGGGAACACACCAACCUUGUGAUUCCCACAUUGACCAUUAAAGUUAUUUAACAGCAGCC
Messenger RNA from Miniopterus natalensis, 2839 nucleotides. It is a transcript of the gene RTKN, whose product is annotated as rhotekin. Gene Ontology annotation, cellular component: actomyosin contractile ring. The record is from RefSeq and is a predicted model, not a curated record. Gene Ontology annotation, molecular function: GTPase inhibitor activity. Gene Ontology annotation, biological process: septin ring organization; signal transduction; actomyosin contractile ring assembly. Lineage: Eukaryota; Metazoa; Chordata; Mammalia; Chiroptera; Miniopteridae.